Messenger RNA from Rhodotorula graminis WP1, 1563 nucleotides. RefSeq lists its product as uncharacterized. The coding region runs from base 1 to 1563 and encodes 520 amino acids. Gene Ontology annotation, biological process: transmembrane transport. The transcript is spliced from 10 exons. Gene Ontology annotation, molecular function: transmembrane transporter activity. The record is from RefSeq and is a predicted model, not a curated record. NCBI's taxonomy places the organism in Eukaryota, Fungi, Basidiomycota, Microbotryomycetes, Sporidiobolales, Sporidiobolaceae.
AUGACCGUCCGCCGAGACUCUGACAUCGAGAAGGCGCCGGCGCCGCUCGACGGCCGACAGGAGGACAAGCCGACGACGACGCUCAACGAGGAUGUUGCGGCGUACGGUCUCGAGAAGGUGCUCGCGCGGCAUGGGCGCAUCGACCUGGUCCCGAUGCCCAGCGACGACCCGAACGACCCGUACAACUGGCCGUCAUGGCGCAAGCACGUCCUACUCGUACAAGUCGCUUUUCACUCUAUGAUGGGCGCGUUCAGCGCUGCAGCCGUCAUCCCGUCUUUCGAGACUUUCGCCGAGCACUGGGGAAUCUCUAUCACCCAGGCGUCCUACUUUGUGAGCGUCCCGAUCAUCUUCCUCGGCGUCUUCCCUCUACUCUGGGCGCCCGUCUCGAACCGCAUCGGCCGUCGGCCAGUCCUGCUCCUCUCGGCCCUCCUCUCGGCGGCCUGCCACUUUGCCGGCGCCUACUGCCACAGCUACGGCGCGCUCAUGACGACGCGUGUCUUCCAGGCCAUCUUUCUCUGCCCGCCACAGAGCAUCGGCGCCACGAUGGUCGGCGAGAUGUUCUUCCUCCACGAGCGCGGCGCCAAGAUCGGCAUCUGGACCCUCCUCAACUCGCUCGGACCGCCUGUCGCCCCGCUCCUCAUGGGCCCUCUCGUCUACCACACCAACUGGCAAUGGACGUUCUACUUGAUGGCGUUGAUCAACCUUGGACAAUUUGUCCUGUACAUGUUCCUCGGCCCCGAGACGGCCGGGUUCAAGCGUCCCGUUCGAGGCGGUCCCGGCGCGCCUGCUCCUCUCGCCGAGCCGGUCCCGCACAAGACGCCGUACUGGCGCCUCCUGUUCACCUUCCACCGCGUGUCGGCCGAGCCUUGGUCACGCCUGCCGCUCGAGGUCGUUCGGCCCUUCACCAUGGCGCUCUCGCUUCCCGUCCUCCUCCCGACCCUCGCCUACGCCGUCGUCUUCAGCUACACAAACGUCCUCCUCACGGUUGAGAUCCCGGCGCUCCUCGGCCGCAAGUACGAGCUCAACGCGCAGCAAACCGGUAUCCAGUUCGUCGCAGCCGUCGUCGGAGCCAUCCUGGGCGAGAUCAUCGCCGGGCGAGGUUCCGACACGUGGAUGACGUGGCGGACGAAGCGCGCGCACGGCAACCGCGAGCCCGAGAUGCGCCUGCCGUUCUCGCUCCCGGGCUUUGUCCUCGCGCUCGUCGGCAUCCUCGUCUUUGGCAUCCAGCUGCAGAACACCAAGGCGGGCGUCUGGAACGUGACCCCCUUGAUCGGCGUCGCCAUCGCUCUAUUCGCCUCGCAACUCGUCACGACGGUCGUCUACGCCUACGUGACCGAGUCUCAGCCACCAAGCCUGCAAAGCCGCGUCCCGCCUUUCGUUGCUUUCGUCCGGCAGCUUCUCGCCUUCGUCGCGCCAUUCUACCUCGGCAUCAUGUACGAGGACCUGGGCUCGGUGAGCGCGUCGGGCAUCUUGGCGGCGCUGUCUGGCCCGUUCAGCUUCCUCCUCGUCGCCGUGACGAUGGUGUUUGGGCGCAGGUGGCGGCAGCGGGGCCGUCAGGCGUGA